GCGAUUAGCUUCUCCAACUUCGCAUCUUCCAACCCAACCUAGAAAUAUUCAAUUCUCCUCUGCCACAACCAUCAAUACACGUACUUGUGGAUUGAGAACAUCGCACGCAGGAAUGUCGUUUACAUUAGCGGUUCGUCAGGGACCAGCGCGUCUGGUGUCCAGAUUACCAGAUGUCGCCAAAUCCUCUCUUCGCACUUCAGCUCCUCUCCGAGCUUUCCACCGACCCGCCACCAAGCCCUCGACCUUCUUCACAUCCCGCGCCACCGUCGCUUCAUCGACGCUGCGCAUCACACCCAAGAAUGCAUUCACGCAGUCGAGAGCAUACCAGCAGCAGUCUGCCCCUGCUGCCGACCAGGGCACGCUUGUCCGGAGACUCUUGACGGGUGGCGCUAUCUUCGGUGGUACCGUCGUCGCCAUCAACCUCAUCUUCAACCGUGAGACCCGAGAAGAUGGCGGCAUGCCCCCCUUUGAGAGAUCCUACCUCAACCAGACCUUUUUGCACACUGGUCUGGGUAUUGGUAUCAUCGGUCUAACUGCGAGACAAAUGGUUCAAACUGGAUUCGUUUACCGAAUGAUGGUCACAAGCCCUUGGGCUAUUGCCAUUGGUGGCUUAGCUCUCAGCAUGGGUACCAUGAUCGGAACACGAUCCAUCGACCCUGACAACUACAUCCCCAAGUAUGCUCUUUGGACCGCUUUCAACGCCACCCAAGCCGCCUUCAUCGCACCACUACUCGCCUUUGCUCCUCCCGCACUCAUCGCACGUGCCGGUCUUUACACUAUCGCUAUGAUGGGUUCCAUCUCCUUCGUUGGCGCCACCGCUAAGCAGGAGAAGUACAUGUACAUUGGAGGUCCCUUGUUAGCUGGUGCCGCUUUGGUUGCUGUCUCUGGAUUCGCUCCUCUGGUCCUCCCUGCCACCGCUGUGCGCACUCUCGCUUUCACUGAGAACAUCUGGCUGUACGGUGGUCUUGCCGUCUUCGGCGGCUUCACGCUGUACGAUGUCCAAAAGAUUCUCUACCACAGCCGCCUGGCUGAGCAGGGAAUCAUUAAGAAGGACCCCAUCAACGAGAGUAUCUCUCUUGAACUCGACUUCCUGAACAUCUUCAUCCGUAUGGUCCAGAUCUUGAUGCUCCAGCAGGGCCGCCGAAAGUAAUCGCUUCGUGGAGCAGGAAGAAUAAGGGAAAUAAUGGAAGGAAGGAUCAAUUAGUAUGCUGUGAACGACAAAUUGGGGCUUAAUUAAGGGUUUUAACACUGCUCCUGGAUUUCAUAGGCAACAUAACCCCUCUCUUCGGUAAAAAAAAACCUAUGUAAAAAUAUCUUAACAGCGACACCGAAAUCGGUCUUUUGUACUAGUCUGUAAAUCCAUCAGUUACUGGGAAGAAAACAAUAAUAAAAAAAAGACAAUAAAAAACAAUAGUAAAUUUCAAACAAAUGUCUGAAGUAACGCUAUCACAAG
Messenger RNA from Xylaria bambusicola, 1453 nucleotides. RefSeq names its product bax inhibitor family protein. Lineage: Eukaryota; Fungi; Ascomycota; Sordariomycetes; Xylariales; Xylariaceae. Gene Ontology annotation, cellular component: mitochondrial inner membrane. The record is from RefSeq and is a predicted model, not a curated record. The coding region runs from base 113 to 1150 and encodes 345 amino acids. The transcript is spliced from 2 exons.